AUGUGGCUGAGGCGGUCCGAAACCAGAGCUCAGGUCAACAACGCCUCCGCCGCCUCUGCCGCCAAAUUCGCGUGCUCCUCCUUCAAGGACGUCCGGAGCCUCUUCUCCCCCGACGAUUUCACCGGCGCCGCUGGCCGAGAUGGAUGCACCGUCCCUUCCAUCUGCCACCGAAACCGCAGCGCCAAGGCCCUCCUCCGCUCCCUCUCCCUCUCCCACACCGCGCUGCUGCCGGACGGCGAAGCCGCCGCCGAGAUCCGGAUCCCAAGCGCCGAGGAGUCCAUCGUGAUCUACUUCACCAGCCUCCGGGUCGUUCGCCGCACCUUCGAGGACUGCAAGGCCGUGCGGACGAUCCUGAGGGCCUUCCGCGUGCCGGUGGACGAGCCAAGUUUUAAGGAUUUGGAUUGA
This is a messenger RNA of Striga hermonthica, 405 nucleotides long. NCBI's taxonomy places the organism in Eukaryota, Viridiplantae, Streptophyta, Magnoliopsida, Lamiales, Orobanchaceae. The record is from the annotation of a GenBank genome assembly.